Actinia tenebrosa (Australian red waratah sea anemone) is the source of this 2099-nucleotide messenger RNA. RefSeq lists its product as uncharacterized. NCBI's taxonomy places the organism in Eukaryota, Metazoa, Cnidaria, Anthozoa, Actiniaria, Actiniidae. Gene Ontology annotation, molecular function: GTPase activity; GTP binding. The record is from RefSeq and is a predicted model, not a curated record.
AUAAAGAAAAGACUACAAAAUUUUACUCUACAACGAUCAUAUUUAUAUUCACGAUUUGAAGUCUUCUUAGAUAACUUUUUAAAGCGAGAACAAUGUUUAGUCUAAUGGCAAACUGUUUUACUUGGAUAAAGCGGCGAAAGGAACCGAUAAAGAAAGUCACUUUAUUAAUGGUUGGAUUGGAUAAUGCUGGGAAGACUUCAACAGUAGCUGAUUUAAAAGGAGACUCACUAGAUGGUAUUACUCCUACAGUUGGGUUCUUGUCGUCUUCAUUUUCUUUAUACAGAUUUAAUGUUACAUUAUUUGAUCUUGGUGGGGGAUCAAGAAUACGAGCUAUAUGGAAAAAUUACUUUUCAGAGGUGUAUGGUAUAGUUUUUGUUGUAGAUGCUAGUGAUCGACAACGAUUAGAUGAAUGUAGAGAUGCCUUACAUGAAACAGUCAACAAUUCCAAAAUAUGUGGAAAGCCAUUAUUAAUACUUGCAAAUAAACAAGACAUUACAGGUGCUAUGGAUGAUAAUGAGAUCUAUCAUUGUCUAGACCUUGGUGCACUAAUCGCUAGGAAUAAAUGCCCCUGUCAAGUGUUUUCAUGUACUGCUGUUCUGGGGCAAGGAAAUAAAAUUGAUAGACAAAUAAAGAAAGGUUUUCACUGGUUACUGUCAGAAGUAUCAAGAAAUUUUACGCACCUUUCACAGCGGGUUGAGCGAGACUCGGCAGAACAGAACCGAAUUCUUGCUGAACAGAGAAAACAGAAAUUCGAAAGGGUGAAAAAGGAAAGAGAAGCUCGUGAAAAAGCAGAGAGGGAGGCAGCAGAGAAAGCUGCUAAAGAAGGUGAAGAGUCUGAUGAUGAUGAUUUAGUGGUUGGAAAGAAUUCUAAAAGUCCAUCGUCAGAACCCAGUACACCUGUUAAGGAAAAGAAGAAAAGUAAAAGCAAGAAGAAAACUGUAACAGGAGAAAGAUCUCCAGAAACCACACCCAUAAACGACACCUCAGUGGAAGAUACUAGUGGUCCACCCCGCAGACUAAGACCACUAGGAGACUUAGAAGACAGAGUACAACACAGAGCAAAACUAGAACCUCUAGAUGCUUCACAACAGAGUCUAAAUGAAGAUUCUGAAAASAAAAAGAAAAAGAAGAAAAAGAAAAAAAGAAAAUCAAAUAAGACAGCUCCUAUUGACGAUGACCCAGAUGGGACAGAGCCAUCAUUGCCAUCGGCAUUAGCUUGGGGUACACCACCAAGUACUCUGAAUGGAUUUCCAGCAAGUGCUAAUGGUACUUCUCCAAGGCGACUUGAACCACUUGCGCAUACUUUAUUUCCAGAUUCACGGUUGGCAGGUUCUACCAUACCAGAACAUGACGAGGAAACCGUAGGUCAACGACUUGCACCAAUCAGAAGUAACAAGUCCUGGACAAGAAAUCGACCCAACAGUGAAGACCAUGAUAUCAUGACGUAGUUACGACCAGGAAAUAAGGGGUUUUACGGCGGAGCACAUCGACUAAAGUUUUCCUCUUGGGAAAUGAAAUCUUUUAUCUUAAAAAUAUAUUACAGUUGUUCCUGCCCCUUAAGAAAGCUGCCGUGAUUGGUUGAUGCGCGUGGGUUAUGAGCACGCAGCACGCGUACACAGUUCAGUCUAUAGACCCUUGCAUUCCACGUCAAAGUAACUCAAUUUGGGUGACAAAGCAAAAUAAUUUCAAUCUUCUGAGAAUUGGAAACCUAUUGUUUUGCCCUACAAAUUGAGCUGUAUUCCGACGUGCUGCAAGGGUUCUAUUUCCCCGUUCGUAUCCAAAACAACGUCUAUUCUAAUUUUAUUUCAUAAAAGAAAUAAAAAACUUACUUCGGUGAUGUCUAAAUAUCACAGUUUUCGUUGCUACGCUUGAUUGAGACAACAGUCCAGACAGGUAAAAGAGACAAUAAAUUCGCCGUCAAUCAAAUUAAUUAUUCGGUACCUUUGCAUACUUUGAUUGGCGGUAGUUAUUGCCUGAUUUCCAUGUCGCGAGUGUUGGCUCGAUCAGCGCGUAGCAAUGAAAAAAGCGUAGAAAGUCCUUGCACUUUUUAAGCGAAAUAGUUCCAUCGUUCAUUAGUGCUGUGCCUUACUAGAAAGCAG